Cryptomeria japonica (Japanese cedar) is the source of this 3410-nucleotide messenger RNA. Its product is annotated as homeobox-leucine zipper protein HDG1. The record is from RefSeq and is a predicted model, not a curated record. Gene Ontology annotation, biological process: regulation of DNA-templated transcription. NCBI's taxonomy places the organism in Eukaryota, Viridiplantae, Streptophyta, Pinopsida, Cupressales, Cupressaceae. The coding region runs from base 481 to 2718 and encodes 745 amino acids. The transcript is spliced from 11 exons. Gene Ontology annotation, molecular function: DNA-binding transcription factor activity, RNA polymerase II-specific; lipid binding; DNA binding.
CAAAGAGUUAAAGGAGAUAAACCUUGUCAAUUUAUGCGCAUUGAUUCGACCUUCAUUUUUCCCUUAAAUGCCACAGGGUACUAUGAUUCAUGAUCUCAUUCAUUGCGCAGAAAAUUUGGUGGAUCAAAUUAAGCUAAUAAGUAGCUUAUCACAAUUUGAGUAAAGCUGUCCUGUUAUCGUUAACCAAGAUAACCAACAUUCUUUCCUCCCAGUUACAAACAGUGGACUAUAAUACAAGCUUUGAGACAUUUAAGGACUGAACAGUGCAUUAACUUGCAGAUUUCUUCACGGGUAUAAUGCGUUUAUUGCUUUGGCGCGAAGUUCAUGAAAUGACAACAGUGGAGAUUCAGAACAUGGUUUAAAGUUAUUGUAACGAAGUUUUGAAUGGUGGGUAUGUUCAUGAAAUGGCAAUAGAGGAGUUUUUGAAUGGAGGAUUAUAAGGGGAAGAUUUAAUGCAUUUGAUGAAACUCUAAAAUCAUCAUGCCUUGUGCUCCAAUGGCACAAACUCAUAUUACUGGUGCUGCUGGGGUCAAUUCUAGAUACCCCAAUCCAUUUUCCCCAUCUGGACUGUCUCUGACUUUGGCAAGUGGCCAAGAUAAGAACAAAGAGAGUAUUAGUCAUCAUUCUCAAUCUUAUGAAAGCAGUGACAACAUGGAUGAUUCUGAAGACGAUGUUGCAGAGCUCAGUCACCCUCGAAAGAAAAGAUAUCAUAGGCACACUCCCCAGCAAAUUCAAGAAAUGGAAUCACUUUUCAAGGAAUUCCCACAUCCUGAUGAGAAGCAGAGGAAACAACUUAGCAGAAAAUUGGGUCUUGCUCCUCGACAAGUUAAAUUCUGGUUCCAGAAUCGUCGAACACAGUUGAAAGCUACACAAGAGCGACAUGAAAACUCCCUCUUGCGGCAUGAAAUUGAACAGCUUCGGGCUGAGAAUAUGUCACUCAGAGAAUCAAUCAGAAAUCCAACCUGCUCAGGUUGUGGAGGGCCUGCAGUUAAUGGAGAGAACACGGCAAUUGAUGAACAACAGUUGCGCACAGAGAAUGAACGCUUGAAAGAUGAGCUAGCUAGGCUUUGUGCUUUUGUGGGGAAGAUGUAUGGUAGAUCCAGCCCUCCCCUGACAUCCAUGCCCAAUUCUUCUCUAGACCUUGGAGGGGGUUCAAAUGAUUUGGGUGGACUGCAUUCAGCUUCAUUUCCUUCUAUCAAUGAUUUAAUAAGGGAUCGGUCAAUGGUACUGUUGAGCAUUGAAAGAUCUAAAGUUGCAGAGCUGGCAGUAGCAGCCAUGGAUGAGCUAAUGAAAAUAGGUCAAAUGGCAGAACCUCUGUGGGUAAGAAGCCCGGAAGCGGGAGUGGAAACUUUGGACCAUGAAGAAUAUUCAAGAGAAUUCCCAAGGCUUAUUGGACCAAAACCUAUUGGCCACAAAACAGAAGCCACCAGAGAAACCAGCAUAGUUGUCAUGAAGAGCUCCACCAUAGUUGACACUCUCAUCAAUGUUAACCGUUGGAUGGAGAUGUUCCCAUGCAUAAUAUCUAGAGCAAAUACAGUUGAUGUGAUUUCCAGUGGUGUGGGUGGCACUAGGAAUGGUGCAUUGCAACUGAUGUAUGCUGAACUGCAAGUUCUGUCGCCUCUUGUUCCAACACGAGAGAUUUAUUUUGCCAGAUUCUGCAAACAGCACGAUGAUGGCCUGUGGGGUGUAGUCGAUGUUUCAGUUGAUUGCCUUUUAAACAACCCAGAUGCAUCUUUAGUCAAAUGCAGGAAACGCCCAUCUGGUUGCCUGCUAAGGGAUAUGCCAAAUGGCCGUUCAAAGGUUAUAUGGGUGGAGCAUGCAGAACAUGAUAAUAUUGGGGUGCACAGGAUAUUUCGUUCAGUGGUAAAUAGUGGGAUGGCCUUUGGAGCACAACGUUGGCUUGCAACACUGCAGCGCCAGUGUGAAAGGAUUGCAUUCCUUGCAGCAACGAACACUCCUAUUCCUGCCAGAGAUAUUACUGCUGUUACAACGCCCAGCGGCCGCAGGAGCAUGAUGAAACUUGCUGAGAGGAUGACAAAUAAAUUCUGUGGUGGAGUGAGUGCAUCUAGCAGGCACUCUUGGACUAAACUUUCUCAUGGUAAUGGUAAUGGUAAUGGUGAGGAUGAUAUCCAUGUAAUGACAAGGAAGAAUGUUGAUAGUCCUGGGGAGCCUACAGGUGUAAUUCUCAGUGCGGCAACAUCUAUAUGGCUUCCCGUUUCUCCAGAUCGAUUGUUUGAGUUCUUGAGAGAUGAGAGACUUAGAAAUGAGUGGGAUAUACUCUCCAGUGGAAGCCCAAUACAAGAAAUUACCAACAUAACCAAAGGAAAAGAUCGAGGCAAUAGUGUCUCUCUUCUUAGUGCAACAAAUGACAAUGAAAGCAACACAUUAAUCCUCCAAGAGAGUAGCAGAGACAGUUAUGGGUCGAUAGUGGUUUAUACUCCAGUUGACAUCCCUGCCAUUCAUCAAGUUAUGAAUGGUCAGGAAUCCAACAAUGUAGCUCUCCUUCCUUCAGGUUUCGCUAUUCUUCCAGAUGGACCUGAAUGCAGGCCUCACAGCAACCCUCCUGUGGGAGGAUCUCUCUUGACUAUUGCAUUUCAAAUUUUGGUAAACAAUCUGCCCACCGCCAAGCUGACCAUGGAAUCUGUGAAGACUGUCAAUGAUCUCAUUUCAUGUACUACCAAGAAAAUAAAAGCAGCUCUAAGAUGUGAUGAUACCUGAUACUCUAUCCAGUCUUUUAAAUCUGCUAGGCUAACCACUUUACAGGUGAACAAAGAAUGAAUGUAAAAGAUACAAUAGUGACUGAAAACAAUAUGAACGUAGCAGCUUUGGUGUAUAUGGUUUCCUAUCCAGAGGAACUGGAAACAAUAUUAAGUUGACAUAGUGCCCUCUGUGAAGGCUAUAUUUAUUUCUGAGCUUGAUCAUGAGUCCGCUAACCCAGAGGUGUAAAGUUUGAAGCUGAGCAAUACAAGGUAAAGAUUAAAAAUUCACUUGCUCCCUCAUGGAGUCUAGUAUCCACAAGAGCAAUGCUGGCUAAGCUGUGACCUGGAAAAAAUGAUUCAGAAGCCUUAUAUCCUUGAGUGCAUUGUACUCUAUGUCAACUUUUGGUGGUUUUAGACUGUGAUUGUAGCAUUGUAAUACAGAAUUCAAGUCUCAACCCAAGUGAAAAUAGCAGCUAAAUCCUUAUGUUUCAGGAAUGAGUUCUCUGUCACUAUUGUACAUGUAUAAGGCUACAAGUUUUGAACUUUGGCUUCCAAAUUGCUAGGUAUCAAUCGAAGAGUACAAUAAAGAUUCAGCCUGGUGAUGGAAAACUUUGUUUACAGGCUACCUCGAUUGGGUAGAAUUUCUGUAUAAUAAUGAUUCUAUUGAGUAUUUUUUUCUAAAUGAGAUAAAAAUCGUCCUUCUGGUAGUCA